Aspergillus japonicus CBS 114.51 is the source of this 954-nucleotide messenger RNA. RefSeq names its product phytanoyl-CoA dioxygenase family protein. NCBI's taxonomy places the organism in Eukaryota, Fungi, Ascomycota, Eurotiomycetes, Eurotiales, Aspergillaceae. The transcript is spliced from 2 exons. The coding region runs from base 1 to 954 and encodes 317 amino acids. The record is from RefSeq and is a predicted model, not a curated record.
AUGACUCGUCUCCCCCUCCCAGUCCCACCGCCCAUCGAACCCUCUUACACCCCUGCCACCAGCAUCACUACCCUCCCCGCCACCAGCCCCAUCGAAUCCAUCCUCGCCGUCCUCGAGCGCGACGGCGGCCUCAUCCUGCGCGACCUCGUCACCACCUCUGAACUGCAAGCCAUCGCCGCUGAGACCGCACCAUGGAGCACCCCGCGACGCCACCUGGAUCCCACUGCGCAGGGCGACGCCUUCUACACGAUCCCCCCACAGACGACCCUCAUCCCAGGCCUGGUGGGCAAAUCCGUCACCGCGGCGCGCAUCUGCGAGCACCCCGUCCUCGACGCCCUGCGCGAGCGCAUCCUCGUCGACGAGUUCACCGUCACCCGCGAGGGGUUCCUCGAGCCCAACCGCAUCGACCCCCUGCUGAGCAUGAGCGCCUCGAUGAACAUCGGCUACGGGGCGCCGCGCCAGCUGCUCCACCGCGACGACAACGUGCACGGGGUGAAGCACCAAGCCCCUCCAGGGGAGUGGUCGCUCCAGAAAGCCAGCCAGUUCGGGUGUCUCGUGGCCGGCUGCGAGGUGACGCGGGAGAAGGGGGCGACCAUGUUCGUACCGGGCAGUCAUAAGUGGGGAGAUGGCCGGCCGGCCAUGCCCGACGAGGUGUGUUUUGCUGAAAUGUCCCCCGGCUCCGCCCUGAUCUUCCUCGGAUCCGCCUACCACGGCGGCGGACACAAUUCCGUGCCUGACUCGGUGCGAACCAUGCACAGCUUCUUCUUCGUCCGGGGCACGUACCGCACCGAGGAGAAUCAGUUUCUGGCGAUCCCGCGCAGCAAAGUGCUGGAGAUGAGCCCCAAAAUGUUGCAGUUACUGGGCUAUACGAAGCCGACCACCUCGUUGGGGAUUGCGGAUAACAUCAGCCCGCAUGAGGAUGUAAAAGGGAUUUGGGAGAGGGUAUCUCAGUAG